CGGUGCUCAAAGGCAACGGUAUAUAAUGAACCUAACGAAAUAGGUAGUAGCAAUUCAACCAAAAACCCGUGCCGCUAUUUUAUACUCUGUUAAGCAUCGGUGUUAGGGUUUAAAUAUAUAUAAAGAAAAAAAACCUCGGCGGCUUUGCAUUUGAUGUUUCGUUAGGGUUUCUACGGUGCAGCUCACCAUGGGAGGAUCUCGAGUUCAAGUCAAUAAGCCUCACAAGUCCCGUUUCUCCUCCAAAUCUUCCAGGAGUAUUCACAAAGUCUCUCAAAAAGAUAAGAAUCGUAUUGCAAAAUCAGACCGAAAUGUAACGAAGGGAGCCCGAGCUGCUCGGCUUCAGCGAAGCAAGAUGCUACGAGAACAGAAAAGGGCAGCUCUUUUGAAAGAGAAAAGGGCUUCAAGUGGAUUGGCCAGCCCUCCCCGCGUCAUUCUUCUUUUCCCGCUUUCUGCAUCUGUGAAUGUAAGUUCACUUGCUGAAGACCUUUUGCGAUUGCUAUCAACAGAAUGUACCGGAGUUUUGUCAUCAACAGUUGCUUCUUCCGAGUAUAAACUGAGACUAACAGUACUGCAAGCUCCUCAUGGGGAUCUAUUAUCAUGUAUGGAAAUGGCCAAGGUUGCUGAUUUGAUUGCUUUUGUGGCAUCAGCUACUGAAGGAGUCAGGUGUGACUAUAUUGAUUCAUUUGGAAGUCAAUGCCUUUCGGUGUUCAGGUCUCUUGGUUUACCAAGCACUGUUGUCUUGAUUCGUGAUCUACCUACCGAGCUUAAAAGACGAAAUGAUGCAAAGAAGAUCUGUACUUCUAGUCUUACUUCUGAAUUUCCAGAGGAUUGUAAGUUUUAUCCUGCGGAUACAAAGGAUGACUUGCACAAGUUCGUGUGGCUUUUCAAGGAGCAAAGGCUCACAACUCCUAACUGGCGAAAUCAACGGCCUUACCUCAUGGCACAAAAGGUUGAUAUGGUUCAAGAUGAUUCCAGUCCAGGAAAGUGUACUCUUCUCCUCACUGGUUAUACACGUGCUCGCUGCCUCUCUGUGAACCAGCUGGUUCACGUCUCUGGUGCGGGGGAUUUCCAGUUGAGUAAAAUUGAAAUUAUAAAGGAUCCUACCCCUUUAAAUACCAGAAAAGAGCAUGAUGCUAUGGAUUCUGAUGAUAUUCAAGUUGUUGAGGUUCUUCAUUCCCUAGCUCCUGAUCCGUUAAACCUGGAGCCUUUGCUUGUUGAGAAUGUUCCAGAUCCACUUGCUGGAGAACAGACGUGGCCCACAGAGGCAGAAAUGGCUGAGGCUGAUAGAAACCAAAAGCAAAAGAAGCUGAGAAAGAGAACUCUCCCUCGAGGCACUUCUGAGUAUCAGGCUGCUUGGAUCGUAGAUGAUACAGAUGAAGAGCAUUCUGAUGCCAAGGAUGAUGGUGAUGAUGAUGAGGAUGAUGAUGGCAUGGUAUUGGAUGAAGGAGAAAGUGGUUUUCCUAGUCAAGAAGGCGCCAAUAAUCUAGACUUUGAUGAAGAUCAAGCUUCUUUGUACUUAAGGGACUCUGAUGAAGAAACUGAAAAUGAUUCAAUGAUGAUGGAAGGGGAGAAUUUGACAAGGGAACAGAUAGAGGAUGAGAUUAAAAAAAUAAAAGAGGCACAUGCUGAAGAUGAGGAGUUUCCAGAUGAAGUGGAUACUCCGCUAGAUGUUCCUGCUAGAAAGCGAUUUGCGAAGCACAGAGGUGUCAAGUCCUUUAGGACAUCCUUGUGGGAUCCCAAAGAAUCUCUACCUCCAGAAUAUGCCAGAAUUUUUGCGUUUGACAACUUUGCAAGAACACAGAAGCAUGUUAUUGCAAAAUCCUUAGAAUUGGAGCAAGAGAGCAGAGACGACUGUGCCCCAGCUGGUUCAUAUGCAAGACUUUAUAUCAAGGAGGUACCUCUUGAUGUUGCUUCAAAAUUAUGUGUGGUCUCAAGGACAGCACCCAUUAUAUCAUGUGGUCUCCUGCAACAUGAGUCCAAGAUGUCUGUCCUCCAUUUUAGUACUUAUGAAAUUAUUGGCAGUAUAAAGAAGCAUGAUAGCUAUGAUGCUCCUAUUAAAGCUAAAGAAGAAUUCAUAUUUCAUGUUGGUUUCCGCCAGUUUGUUGCUAGACCCAUAUUUUCAACUGACAAUAUUAAUUCAGACAAGCACAAGAUGGAAAGAUUUCUUCAUGCAGGGCGUUUUUCAAUAGCUUCAAUAUAUGCUCCUAUUUCUUUUCCACCUCUCCCUUUGAUAGUUCUGAAGGGUGCAGGAGGAGCCAGCACACUUACAGUUGCUGCUGUUGGUUCCUUGAGAAGUAUUGACCCGGAUAGAAUAAUUCUAAAGAAGAUUAUUUUAACUGGUUACCCUCAACGAGUAUCCAAGUUAAAAGCCACUGUACGAUAUAUGUUCCAUAACCCAGAGGACGUGAGAUGGUUCAAGCCUGUGGAAGUAUGGACAAAGUGCGGUCGCCGUGGUCGAAUUAAGGAACCUGUUGGCACACAUGGAGCAAUGAAAUGCGUAUUUAAUGGGGGCCUUCAGCAACAUGACACUGUUUGCAUGAGUUUAUACAAGCGUUCAUAUCCGAAGUGGCCGGAACACCGGUUUCCUCUUCUUAAUGCUUGAUUAGGAGCUUCUGUUUUCUAAAGAUAGGAGCAAGCCAUCAGGAUCUUCUGCUUGCCCAUGUUGGGAAUGAAGCACCGGUUCAGAAUGUCAAUUCCAAUUUCAUGUUUGCUGUUGAUAAGCUACGUGCAGUUGGGAGAAUGGUCCAUUUUUAGUUUUUUACCCUGCUAUCUUCUUCGUCCUCUGUUUGGUGUGUUGGGUUUUUUGUGCAUCUUGUGGGACAGUUGAAAAAAUUUAUUAAAUAUAUUCAUUUGAUAAAAACUGAUGAGGGGGAAAAACAAGGUGGGGGGGGGGGUGUGAGGAAGAAAAGCUUGAUUUUUGUGUACGGGUCUGAUUUUGUUUAUCUCAAUCAUCAUCAAUAGUAGGUAUUUUAUUUAUGAGCUUAUGCUUUAAUCUCAACUUAUUAAAUUAAGAAAGAUCAUAUUCUUCGUGAGUAAAUGAGAAUUC
Messenger RNA from Durio zibethinus, 3046 nucleotides. Its product is annotated as pre-rRNA-processing TSR1-like protein. NCBI's taxonomy places the organism in Eukaryota, Viridiplantae, Streptophyta, Magnoliopsida, Malvales, Malvaceae. Gene Ontology annotation, biological process: ribosome biogenesis; maturation of SSU-rRNA from tricistronic rRNA transcript (SSU-rRNA, 5.8S rRNA, LSU-rRNA); endonucleolytic cleavage of tricistronic rRNA transcript (SSU-rRNA, 5.8S rRNA, LSU-rRNA). Gene Ontology annotation, molecular function: GTPase activity; U3 snoRNA binding; GTP binding. Gene Ontology annotation, cellular component: preribosome, small subunit precursor; nucleus. The record is from RefSeq and is a predicted model, not a curated record.